This is a messenger RNA of Betta splendens (Siamese fighting fish), 2991 nucleotides long. RefSeq names its product HECT domain containing 3 (gene hectd3). Bases 284 to 2854 code for a protein of 856 amino acids. NCBI's taxonomy places the organism in Eukaryota, Metazoa, Chordata, Actinopteri, Anabantiformes, Osphronemidae. The transcript has 20 exons. Gene Ontology annotation, molecular function: ubiquitin-protein transferase activity. The record is from RefSeq and is a predicted model, not a curated record.
AGAAAGACGAAACGCUGUGCUUUUAUUUUGACGCUUUAUCGACGGAACUUCGUAAGGGUCAAAAGUGUCUUCUGCGUUUCCGCGUUGUCAUCUGCAUAAAAUCUAACACAGCAAGUUUCACACAACAAAAUCACAAGUCAGCUUUAAGGAUCGUCCCUGCGCAGCCAGCGGGGAAUCAAAGGCAGGUCAGUGGUGGAAUGUCAGCUGGCGCCCUCCCGCUGCUGUUGCUGCUGCUGGGCUGUUCACAGUCACCUCCAUUCACCUCAACGCCACUUCCAUCAUCAUGUCUUUCGGCGACAACCCUCGGCUGCUACUCGGCAGGAUCCGCUUCGUGAACAGGUGCAUGGAGUGUUUCAGGGGGAGCGAGCCGCUACCGGAGUGUCUGUGCUACGUCCCCAAAGAGGUGUGCUACAAAAUAUGCAAGGAUUCAUCCUCCACCACCGCUGCCUCGUCUGGAGCAUCUACAGGAGGCUCUACCGUUGGAAAACACCUGGUCCCAGUCUUUGAAAAUCCACAUCAGCUUCCCCACAGCAAGAAGUCAUGCAAGUACAACAUAGAACCAAAGAAAGGGACUUGCAUCCGCACCACAGGGGAAGAGUACUGUAACAGCCAGGGCCUGUGGGUCAAAAUGAGUAAGGAGCAGUUGGAGGAGCACCGUCCAGGUCAGGAGUUGGACGAAGGCUGGAUCCUGGUGUGUAAACACACCGAAGGAGGCGACAGGCUGGUUCCGGUGGAGUCACAGGAAACCAUCAGCCGGCAACAGCAGCUCUUCGGCUACGACCACAAGCCCUGCAACAGAUGGGAGCAGGUGGUGGAUGUGGAGAACGCACUCUACACAGGCUCCAAACCCAAAAUUGCUGAGUGUGAUGUCACGGCUGUCCAGAAGCUCAGGCAUGUUCCUCCAACCUGGACAUAUGAAUGUGAUGAGGACCUGGUGCAUUACUUCUAUGACCACAUAGGGAAAGAAGAUGAGAACCUGGGCAGUGUGAAGCAGUGUGUGACCAGCAUCGAUGUUUCUUCAUGUUCAGAGGAUCCCAGCGGGGGUGCGAGCUGCCUGACAGACGGCGAUUCUGAAACCUAUUGGGAGAGCGACGGCAUGCAAGGACAGCACUGGAUCCGCCUGCACAUGAAGAGAGGCACUGUGGUCAAUAAGCUGAUAUUGACAGUGGACUCUACAGAUGACAACUACAUGCCUAAGAGAGUUACAGUGUACGGAGGAGAGGUAGACUACCUGAAGAAGCUGAGUGAUGUCACCAUAGACGAUAACCUGAUUGGAGAAGUGUGCGUGCUGGAGGAUAUGACCUCCCACCUGGCUGUCAUUGAAGUACGAAUUGAGGAAUGUAGAGAUGAAGGGAUCGAUGUUCGAAUUCGAGGCCUGAAGAUCAAGUCUUCGUGUGAAAGAGACCUGGGCUUGAACGCUGAUGUGUUCCAGUCCUCUAAUCUGGUGCGCUACCCUCGUCUGCAGGGAACCCCACCGGACAUCCUGUACCGCAGAGCACUGGUUAUCCAAAGGUUCAUCUGUCUCCUGGACAGUGUGCUCCCACACUUGGUGCCAGCCUGGGACUACAGUCUGGGUACUUUUAACCAGCUCAAAAGCAUUAAGCAGUUUCUGCUGCUGUCCAAACGGCGCUGUGCGCUCAUCACUCAGUGCCUGAAGGACUCGGAGACCAGUAAACCCAACUUCAUGCCCCGACUCUAUAUCAACAGACGUCUGGCCAUGGAGCACAGAGACAACCCCUCUCUGGACCCAAGCUGCAAGAAUGCAGUGUUUAAUCAGGUGUAUGAAGGACUUAAACCAUCAGAUAAAUUUGAGAAGACUUUGGAUUACAGAUGGCCUGCUCGCUACGACCAGUGGUGGGAGUGUAAGUUUAUUGCAGAAGGAAUCAUUGAUCAAGGAGGUGGUUUUCGGGACAGCCUGGCAGACAUGUCGGAGGAGCUUUGCCCCAGCUCAGCGGAGUGUCCCAUGCCGCUGCCGUUCUUCACUCGUACAUCCAACCAGGGUUCCUUAGAGGCCAGAGAUUACUAUGUCCCUAACCCAUCCUGUAAUGAGUUCCACAAGUACGAGUGGAUUGGUCAGCUCAUGGGAGCUGCUCUCAGGGGAAAAGACUUCUUGGUUCUGGUCCUUCCCGGUUUGGUGUGGAAGCAACUGAUUGGAGAGGCUGUCAGCUGGACUAAAGAUUUUACUGCUGUAGACUCUGUACUGGUAAACCUGCUUGAGGCCAUAGAAAACAUGGACCAGGAGACAUUUGAAUUCAGGUUUGGGGAGGAGCUGGUUUACACAACUCUGCUCAGCGACGGCCAGAUGGUGGAGCUCAUUGCCGGUGGCAGCAACGUGGCCGUCCGUUACGAGGACCGCAGCGAGUUUAUCCGCCUGGUGCAAAAAGCUCGGCUAGAUGAGAGCAGAAAGCAGAUUGCAGCCAUGCAGGCGGGGCUGCUGAAGGUGGUUCCCCAGGCGGUGCUGGACUUGCUCACCUGGCAUGAGGUGGAAAAGAAAGUGUGUGGUGAUCCAGAGAUCUCAGUGGAAGCCUUAAAACGACUCACACGAUAUGAAGACCUGGAGCAAAGUGAUGUUAGAGUGCAGUACUUGUGGGAGGCCCUGACAAACUUUACUAAUGAGGAUCGGAGCAGGUUUCUGAGGUUUGUAACUGGUAGAAGUCGUCUUCCAGCACCUAUCUACGUGUUUCCGGACAAACAAGGCUCUGAAACGACAGAUGCACUUCCACAGUCCUCCACAUGCUCCAGCACACUCUAUUUACCCAACUAUCCAAGCGCUAAGGUUUGUGAGGAGAAGCUGCGUUACGCUGCAUACAACUGCGUUGCCAUCGAUACAGACAUGAGUCCCUGGGAAGAGUGAUCCCUCUGCUGCUUGAUCGAACAAAUCACUCACUUUACAAAUUUUAAAUAGAGAAAUGUUGCCAAGUUGUAUCUUAGUAUCUACACAACUGCCAAUUAAUUAUUGCUGUAUAUAAUAAAGAACUAUAUGGAAACUGG